CUCCCUUACUCACACUUCAUUCCAAGAAAGAGAAAAGGGAAAUAGAAGGAGAGGAGAGGAAAGUGGAGUUUCAAAACUUGAGAGAAAGGGGAGAGUUAAUAAUUUCCAAAGACAUGGGGAACAGUUUAAGAUGUUGUUUGGCUUGUGUUCUUCCCUGUGGAGCUCUAGACUUGAUCCGUAUAGUCCAUUUGAAUGGGUACGUAGAAGAGCUUACAGGUCCUAUCACAGCUGCUGAGAUCCUCAAAGCCAACCCUAAUCAUGUCCUAAGCAAACCAACCUCUCAAGGUGUUUUACGUAAAAUCUUGAUCCUCUCUCCCGAUUCCGAGCUCAAAAGAGGCAACAUCUACUUCUUGAUCCCAUCCCCACCAUCGCUGCCGCAGAAGAAAAAGACCGGUGUGCACCACAAGAAAUCUUCCACCAAAAAGCAAAGCAACAGUAGUGAUGUUGCUUCGGAUUGUGAUCGUCCCGAGAAGAAACAUUGCUCACGAAAGGAUCGCCGGCGUGGUCAUUCCGGAGUAUGGCAACCUCAUCUGGAAACCAUCUCCGAAGACUAACAACCUUUUUUUUUUUUUUGAUUCCGUGCCGGGAUCUCAUUACAUCUCCAUCAAUAAUCACAAAUGGACAAUCAUGCAAUGGGGACGUGUUUUUUUUUUUCUUUCUUUUCUUUUCUUAUUAUUAUAUUAUUAUAAUAUGUGGGGUAUUGGCUUUGUGGAUAUGAAGUUACUUUGAAUCCUUUUGCUUUUGUUUUUUGUUUUGGGUCUGUCGCCUAUAAUGACAGAUUCAGAAUUCCACAAUGUGUGUUGCUCCAUGGUGGAAACUAAAUGAGAAUAUGAGAGUGAAUAUAUUUGUAUUAAUGAAAUUGUAUUUACAGUUUACACCCUCAAGAUGUAAGUAAAAGCUGCUUCUCUUUUA
Molecule: messenger RNA, 912 nt
Organism: Gossypium raimondii (Peruvian cotton)
Lineage: Eukaryota; Viridiplantae; Streptophyta; Magnoliopsida; Malvales; Malvaceae
Exons: 1
Coding region: 114-554 (146 amino acids)
Source: RefSeq, a predicted model, not a curated record